AUGGCCAAUAAACUCUCGGCCGCUGAGAGCCACUAUUUCACCAGUAACCCGCCGCCCAAAGACCUCCGCACCACUACUACCCUCACACGCGAGUUCGUACGCCGCCAUGCUGACGACGGCCGUCGCGUCGUCCUCGUCACCUCGGGAGGCACCACGGUCCCUCUAGAGCUACAGACUGUGCGCUACAUUGACAACUUCUCCGCCGGCACGCGCGGCGCCACGAGCGCAGAGUUCUUCCUCGAGCAUGGCUAUGCCGUCAUCUUCCUGCACCGCCGCUUCUCCCUGUUGCCCUUUUCGCGUCACUACUCGCACAAUGUCCGCUCCUUUCUCGACUUCAUGCAGGAGGAUGACGGACGCGUCGUCGUCGACUCGCAGCAUCAGGAAGAGAUGCUCCACGUCUUCCGACAGUACGCCCAGGCCAAGCAGGACGGCAAGCUGCUCAUCCUCUCCUUCGUCACCAUUUCCGAGUACCUGUGGAAUCUGCGCGAGGUUGCCCAGCUCAUGCGUCCGCUAGGCUCCAAUGCCCUCUUUUAUCUCGCCGCUGCUGUGUCCGACUUCUUUGUUCCCUACGACCGCAUGGUCGAACACAAGAUACAAUCCAACGAGGAGUUUACCCAGAACCCCAUCAUGGGAGACACGGCUGCUCAGACCAAAGGAAGUGCUGUACACACUCAAGGUAGAAGCUUGAUUAUCGAUCUCGAGCCCGUGCCCAAGUUCCUCAAGCAGCUCGUCGAUGGCUGGGCGCCAGAGGCCAUGAUUGUCAGCUUCAAACUCGAAACCGAUCCCAAGAUGCUCGUCAAGAAGGCCGAGUACUCACUCAAGAAAUACUCCCAUCAUCUAGUCAUCGGCAACCUACUCACCACCCGCAAGUGGGAGGUCGUCUUCGUUUCUGCCGAGGAGGGCUUGAAGUGGAUACGCGUUCCUUCCCAUCGAAGGGCCAAGAGCUUCUCCGGCGUCGAAUCUCUGGUCGGCGCUGCUGAACUUGCUGCUGAACUUGCUGCCAAGAAGGAUGAAGGCAAGCAACCAACCGACUUUAUGGAACAUGUCCCGCAUGGCGAACCUGCCGUGGAGAUAGAAUCCAUGAUCGUUCCUGAGGUCGAGGCAUUGCACACGAAACUCAUAAAAAAGGCCCAGCAGAAAAAGGUGGAACAGAACGGCGCGUAG
Molecule: messenger RNA, 1164 nt
Organism: Westerdykella ornata
Lineage: Eukaryota; Fungi; Ascomycota; Dothideomycetes; Pleosporales; Sporormiaceae
Product: phosphopantothenate-cysteine ligase-like protein
Exons: 1
Coding region: 1-1164 (387 amino acids)
Biological process (GO): coenzyme A biosynthetic process
Cellular component (GO): cytoplasm; nucleus
Molecular function (GO): phosphopantothenate--cysteine ligase activity
Source: RefSeq, a predicted model, not a curated record